AUGGCCAUGAGGAUGCUCUAUCGUGGACCGAGCACACGACUGGAGACGUUGAUUGAGAAAAUUCAGCAAAGUACGCACGGCACGCGUAACGACCUCUACUCCCCGCAAACGUCCUCCAGCUUUUCGCCCUCGAUGUCGGACGGGAUGGCGACCCCAAACUCGAUCACGCACGACGGUGGUGCCGAACCGGGGCCGGAUGCUGCGGGUUGUGGAGAAAAGUCCAGCUUCCGGGCUGCUGGCAGCAACCAGCCACAGAUCGGGCACCAUCAUCACCCGCGGCAUCAUCAUCAUCAUCAUCUGCACUAUCACCAUCGGCGGUCGGGCGGCGGCGGCGGCGGCGGAGGCCACCCGAAGGAGGGCAAAACGUCGCGGAGCCUCCACCACAACAACAACAAUAGCAGCAGCCAAAACAACAACAAUCACACGAACAGUAACAGCAAAAACGUGGACGGCACUUAUCACUGUCAGUUCUGCGACAAGACGUUCCCGCGGCUCGGCUACCUCAAGAAGCAUGAACAGAGCCACACGGAACACAUGCCGUUCAAGUGCGAGUACUGCGCGCGGCUCUUCAAGCACAAGCGGUCCCGGGAUCGGCACACGAAGCUCCAUACGGGCGAUCGACGCUAUCGCUGUCUGCACUGCGAGGCCGCCUUUUCGCGCAGUGAUCAUCUGAAGAUCCACAUGAAAACGCACGACAACCAGAAGCCGUUCCAGUGUACGAUCUGCAACCGUGGCUACAACACGGCGGCCGCCCUGACGAGCCACAUGCAGAACCACAAAAAGCAGCUGGCGCUCACCGGGAGCCCUAACCUCACGUACAGUCCCCGCUCGACCACCAGUUCCCUGUCGAGCGGCGGAAGCAAGCGGGCCGCAAAGUUCUCGCCCUACGCCAACUCGAACCACUCCGCCGAUCCGCUGCUACUUUUGGGCGGACGCACCGCUUCGAAGUUGGUGCUGGCGAAGGGCUCCAUCCAGUCGAACGCGAAUCGAACACCGACCCCCGGGAAUGGUGGCCCCGGUGGUGGAGGAGGAGCGAGCAAGGGUGGAGGUGCCGGAUCGGAGCCGGAUCCGUGCGCCUGUCCGUACUGUACCCGCAAGGACUUUAGCAGCCUGGAGCAGCUCGGUCUGCACGUCCAGUCGAUGCACGGUGGCCCUCUGGGCGGUGUUCUGGGUGCCACCGAUGGCUACUUCGCUCCGCAGCUCACCCGUGCUCCAUCCGUGGCCGGGGGACGCCGUGCUGUGACCCCCGACGGUGGUCACAGCACGACGUACCCUCCCAUAGCGUGCGAGUUCUGUACGAUGAAGUUCCCCACCGUGCCGCUGAUGUUUGCCCACCUGAAGGCGACCCACUUGGACCGGCUGGCGGGCGGAACACCGGCAGGGCCGCAUCAUCAUCGAUUGUCACCGAACGGGACCCAUGGAGCCCGAUCACCGAUGCGCCCGUCCCGGCUGUCCGGUUACCCGUCGCUGGAGCACCUCCAGUUUAACACCAAAAAUCUCCUCAGCAGCACCUUCUCAUCGCUCUACAGCGGAUUGGGGGCACACGGCGCCGGGACGACUGCUCCUGCCACGACCACCAUCAAGUCUGAGUCACGGUCCACGGGAACGGUUCGGAGGGAGCACACGGAUGCGGAAGAUGAAAGUGGGACAGAACCGGAUCGAAAGCGUAGUCGAAGAGAAGCACGAAACAAGGACGAAGGCCUAAGCGAUGAUGCUCCCGAAGACGAUGAUCCACUCGAUGACGAUGAUGAAGAGGACGGCAUCGAGGACGAUGAUGAGGACCGUGCGGCUUCUGCGAUCGGUGAGGCCUACAGUGAGGUGGCUCAAGAGCCCGAAAGUUCAUCCCACGGAGGACCCGAAAAUGGAACCCUCAUCAAGCAGGAACGGAAGGACACUGCUGGGAGUGCCUCAUCCUCAUCGGCCCGUUCGUCACCGUACGAGGCGCACCUAUCGCACGGGUCCGGAUCUCCACUGGCGCAGUCGGCCGCAGUCCGAGAGGGCCUUCCGGCGGAGCAGCUCACACCGACCGAUCUCAGCCAGCCGAAGAUGAAGCGCCUCAAACUGGAAGCUCCGGACGAGCAGCAGCUCCUGGCGGAGGGUGACCCCGCUGGAGGCGCAGUGAGGAAGGGCGGCACCGAGCGUCCACCACCGAGCCAGCAGCGCCGUCCACGGGCCGGAACCGCACGGCGGGAGAGUGAAACGCGGGGCGAACCACAGUCGCUGCAGCAUCACCGGAUGGCGCCCCAAUCGUCCGGCGGGCCGUGCCGCGACCUAGCACCCGCCUCCUCGUUGCCCCCUCCGGGAGCCUACCUUUGCAACCAGUGCAAUGCCGCGCUGCCCGAUUUCGAGUCCUUCCGGGCGCACCUGAAGGCGCACCUCGAACAGAACAGUGCCAACUGCCUGGCGGCCAUGGCCGGCGCUAGUGGCUCCGCGUCGUCCGCGUCCGCCACCACCGCCGGGGCCCUGUCGCUCUCGACGUUCCUCUGCCAGCAGUGCGGGGCCACGAUGAGCUGCCAGGCCGAGUACGAGCAGCACACGAUCGGUCACUUCCUCGUCACCGCCGUCGAGUAUCGGUGUCAGGCGGGCUCUGGCGGCGGCGGCGGCCCAACUUGCCAGUCCGCCCUCGGGAAGGGCGCGUUCGCGAAGGUCGAAGAACUCCACAAACACCUGUACGAGGGCCACAUGCAGCUCCUGUACAAGUGCACCGCCUGCGGGGAAACGUUCGACUCCAAGGUCCAGGUGCAGGUCCAUUUUGCCGUGAGCCACUCGCUCGAGGUGAAGCUGUACCGGUGCUCCGGAUGCGCCGAAACCUUCCGCACGGAGCGUGACUUUCGUCAGCACAUUCGCAGUCGCCAUCUGACGGGGGGCGCCGUGCAGUGUAUGUUCUGCCGUGUGGUCUGCUCGUCGGAACUCGAGAUGCACUUUCACCUCGCAUCGCACGCCCGGAAAUACAAAUGUCCUGCAUGUCCCGAGUCGUUCCACGUGGAAUUUCUACUCGAUCGGCACCUCCAAACGCACCACAGUCAGAAGGAACUGGCGUCACCGAACCGGCGUGGCGGGGAGUCCAACUCUAACGCUCAACAGAGCACCGCCAACAACGGCAUUCCGGUGUCCACGACGGCCACGGCGACCACGACGCCCUCGACCGGUCUGGACUACCUGCAGCUACACGGCCAAAUGGCGGCGAUGGCCGCAGCGGCAGCCGCCGCUUCCGGGGGCUGGCCUACGCUCUACCAGACGGCCAACAAGUUUUACGGCAACCCGCUGCACGUGGACACACUGAGCCAGAUGAAGCACCCGCAGCAACUUCUGCACGGGUUCUACGACACCAUGCUGGGAAAGGCUGCCCAGCAUCAGCACCAGCAACAUCACCCGCGUUCUGCGUUCCUUUCGGAGACCGCGACCGUGACGGCCACGAACGUUCCCACCACCAGCACCAGCGCCGCCAGUAACAAAUCGAACCCUUUCCUCGGUCUUUCACCUAACGCGGCCGCCAAUCCGCUGCUGGGACUGGGCUAUGGUUCCACCGGCCCAUCUCAGAUGGCCGCUUCGGCGAGCGCCCUAAAUGGGUUGUAUUCUCCCGAGACUAGUGCGGCCCCCAACAGCACCAACGGGACGGCGAACUCCACUUCGGGAAGCUCCAAACUUUACUCCCCAAUCAGCAUGCUCCACUCGCGGUACACGGCCGAAAACGGUCCCAGUGGGCCCCCGGCCAGAACUGAGUCACCCAGCGGUCAGCUGGGGCUCCCGGGGCUUGAAGGGAAACUGAACGCCCCACCAGCGUGUACCGUUGUUGCCGGGUCGGGGACGAGUAAGGGGUUGACCGGUUCCGCCUCUUCGAGUAGCACAGGGGGCGGCCCUCCACUGACUUCCGGUGGCAGCUACAGUUGUGGCAUUUGCGAGCGCACCGACUUCAGCACCGAAAGUGAGGUCCAAACGCACCGCAAGAUCGUGCACAACCUCAAGACGGGCGUCAGUUUGCGGUGCGCGUACUGCAACGGGGAUUUCCGAUCGAGGAACGAGCUGGAGAACCACAUGAAGAUUGCGCACAACACGGGCGGCGGCAAGCACAAGUGUUUGAUAUGCGAUGAAAUCUUCCCUUCGCCCGCCGUCCUGGCCGAGCACAAGCUGUCCCACUGUAAGGUCGGUGCGUCCGGCCGCUGUUCGCACUGUGCCCUGCCGCUCCCGGAUGCGCACACCUUCAAGCAGCAUCUCCCGGUCCACCAGGCAUCGAUCGGUGCUGGUUCGUCAACUCCGGCGGCUGCUGGUCCGGCGGUCUCUACGGCCAGUUCCAACACCCUGGUGGCCAGCACCGGUGGUACGGGGGGCAGUGGAGCAUCUUCUGCCCCGCCCAACGGUGUCCAAACAGCGAGCGGGACGACGAGUGGCACCAGCGGUGGUUCCGGCUCGGAACAGGAUCGGUUCCCGCAGCAAUGCAUCUGCUGCCGGCAGACGCUAAACUCCGAGUUCGAAAUCAGUCUACACGCCAAAUUCCACACCAAGUCACCGGACACGAACGAGCGCACGUGCGCCCUCUGCCUGGAACCGCUGCCAUCGCAACCGGAAGCGUCGACUAAGAUCUGCGAUCCGUGCCUCAAGCGACACAACUUCCCGACCAAGCUGCUGUCGAUGAACUUUCUCAAACCACCGGCCACGGCCACGUCCACCAGUGUUCCGGCCACCGCCGCCAGUGCACCUAUGAGUGCUACCCCCGGUGGAACCCCAGUCGCUACGACAACCCUCGCACCGUCCCACCAUGGCGCCGGCGAGCCGUACGGCGGCCAUCAUCUAAUGGCCUCCUCGCCCGAAUCCGCACCAAUAAUGCUUGCGUCGUCUCCGCCGUCGGUGCAGUGUAACCUCUGCAGAAAGGCGCUCCCGUCGGCGCACAAACUGCAGGAGCAUCUGAUCGAUCACACGUUUGCCGGCUGCGAGGAGCGUGGCUACGUGUGCUACCUCUGUUCGGCCGUCUUCACGUCGUCCGCCGGCCUUCAGGCCCACCUUCCGGUAGCUCACUCGAACGCAACCGCCAAACCGUACGACUGCGAGCGGUGCGGUGUUGCGUACUUUUUCCGUGCCGAACUCGAACACCAUCUGGCCGAGCACGAGCUGGGACGGCCGGUGCUCGAAGAGUGGCCAGCAGCACUGGCCGUGGGAGGCAGUCACAUCAAGCAGGAAAGGGCGGACGAAGAGGAGCUGAUCGAAGAAUCGAUUCUGGAACCGAGAAGGAUCGCCGGUGAGGGAUCGCUCGAUGAACAACCGGAAGAUGAUGGCGACGUGGAAGAAGAGGAAGAAGAGUACAUCGAGGUGGAGCACACGGCGCUGGAGGAAGCCCACAAGGAGUCGACCACUCGAACGCCCAACGCGAUGGCGAUCGGCUACGGGAAGGAUCGAUCAGCGAUACCCGCUUCACCGUCGCUCGUCACCGUCACUGCAACGGAAUAA
Anopheles bellator is the source of this 5442-nucleotide messenger RNA. It is a transcript of the gene L, whose product is annotated as zinc finger protein 423 homolog. NCBI's taxonomy places the organism in Eukaryota, Metazoa, Arthropoda, Insecta, Diptera, Culicidae. Gene Ontology annotation, molecular function: DNA-binding transcription factor activity, RNA polymerase II-specific; RNA polymerase II cis-regulatory region sequence-specific DNA binding. The record is from RefSeq and is a predicted model, not a curated record. The transcript is spliced from 10 exons. Gene Ontology annotation, biological process: regulation of DNA-templated transcription. The coding region runs from base 1 to 5442 and encodes 1813 amino acids.